Molecule: messenger RNA, 3578 nt
Organism: Cyprinodon variegatus (sheepshead minnow)
Lineage: Eukaryota; Metazoa; Chordata; Actinopteri; Cyprinodontiformes; Cyprinodontidae
Gene: gpm6bb
Product: glycoprotein M6B
Exons: 7
Coding region: 181-987 (268 amino acids)
Biological process (GO): central nervous system myelination; axon development
Cellular component (GO): myelin sheath; plasma membrane
Molecular function (GO): structural constituent of myelin sheath
Source: RefSeq, a predicted model, not a curated record
GUAAUCCCCUCAGUGUUGACGUCAGCCACGCUGCCUCCUCUACGGGGACGCAGUUGGUGAGAGUGGGAGCGGAGCGAUCUGCGGUCAGUGUGCGCAUCCCAGGACUCGGCGUCACCAAAGUUGAAGCUCAACUUUUCGGCUCAUCGCUUUUCUCCUCGUGUCCACUCGGAAACUUUAACAAUGGGUUGCUUUGAAUGCUGCAUCAAAUGUUUAGGUGGAGUGCCGUAUGCAUCACUGGUUGCUACGAUCCUCUGCUUCUCCGGUGUGGCCCUGUUUUGUGGAUGCGGUCAUGUGGCUCUUACCAACACUGUUAACAUCCUGGAAACCUACUUCUCCAAGGUCACGACCGAUCACGCCAUGCUCACUGAUGUAAUACAGCUGAUGCAAUACGUCAUCUAUGGCAUUGCUUCAUUCUUCUUCUUGUACGGAAUCAUCCUUCUUGCUGAGGGAUUCUACACAACCAGCGCCGUCAAGGAACUGCACAGCGAGUUCAAGACCACCAUCUGUGGACGCUGCAUCAGUGGAAUGUUUGUUUUCCUCACAUACAUCCUGGGAAUAGCCUGGCUCGGGGUUUUUGGCUUCUCAGCUGUACCUGUCUUCCUCUUCUACAACAUGUGGUCCACCUGCAAUGCCAUGAAGUCUCCCAUGGCCAACAUGACAAACAUAGACUCUUUUUGUGUGGAUGUUCGUCAGUAUGGAAUCAUCCCAUGGAACGCCACACCAGGAAAAGCUUGCGGAUCUACUCUUGGUGUCCUCUGCACCAGCAACGAGUUUUACCUGUCUUACCAUCUGUACAUCGUGGCAUGUGCUGGUGCUGGAGCCACUGUGAUUGCUUUGAUCCACUACCUUAUGAUUCUCUCAGCAAACUGGGCCUACCUUAAGGAUGCCAGUCAAAUGCAUGCCUACCAAGACAUCAAAAUGAAGGAGGAGCGGGAGCUGCAGGACAUCACCUCACGCUCCAAGGAAUGCCUCAAUUCCUACACAUAAGGAUGUAAUCCCCUUACAGAAAAAAAUAAAAUAAAAUGAAAAUACUCAGAUAUGCUUAUGAACACAAUGGCCAGUCACUGCUGGCCUCCUUUUGGACCAACCCCAUCCUAGUAUAACCUGCCAACUCUGUGCAGUACUAACCCGGCUCCUAACAAACUAAUGCAUCAGCUGCUUUCUGCACUAACUCCCCGAGAGCUGUUUCAGGACUGCUACAUUAAAGUUUUUCAUUCUGUCUUGUAGGGAAAUCAAGUUUAGUUUAGAUAUUCACUCUGUCUUUUGGUUUUUUAGCCCUUUCUAUAGCCAGUUUCCGCUGGUGAAUGUUAAGAUGUUGCACUAUUCUCUCACAACAAAUAACAGUUUGUUUUACUGUCUGUUUUGCGCUCCAUUUUUUUUUCUUUUCACGAUUUUACCAAGAAAAAAGAAAAUGACGUAUAAGGAAGGCCUUAUGUCCGAGCUCCAUUAGUAUCUUCAAUUUCUACUUAAGCAGAAGUUGCAGAGGAUCUAUUAUACAUAGCAAGGUAGGUUACGUUGGUCCUCAAGUGCCACUGUCCUGCAACUUUUGCAUGAAUCCCUGCUCCAACACACCUGAAACAAAAGGCCAAAUUACCUCCUUGACAUGUUAAUUUUAGCAGAGGCCUGGCCAUUAACCGUUCAUUUGUAUCAGGUGUGUUGAAGAAGGGAUGCAUGCAAAAGCUGCAGGACAGUGGCACUCUAGGACUGAUGUUGCCUACCCCUGAGGUACAGCAUUAAACAGAGUUCAUGUGAAUACUACAUGCACGUUUUGAAGCGUCUCCACCUCAGUUGCCAAUAAUUUAAAUGUCUUGGAUUUCACUUCUAUUAGGUUUUUAAUACAGAGCAGCAGUUGCCUAAAUUAACACUACCUCAGGUGUGCACUAAAACUUAUGUAAUUUUGUUUAGAAAAGAUGCUUCUAGAAUGGGAUGCAUAAAGAGCAACAAACAAUUCAAUUACCGGGAUUACAUCCUUUGAGUCACAGUACUAAUAAACUAUUCAAAUGCGUGCAUAUACUUGAUCCAUUAAUGGUGUAAUGUGAAUACAUAUGUCACAUCUAGAUGUUGGUUCAUUGGCAUUCAGUCAAUCUAAAGAAAGAGUUGCGGAUGAAAUUAUUUUCUCAGUCAUUUGUUUGAGCUCCUAUAAGAUGAAUAAAACUGCCCCACUUGGAUGGCAUUUGAAAGCAGCCAGGGUGUCGGUUUUGUAAUGUAAUAAUAUGCUAUGAGUCACAUUUUUAAUUCUCCUCUUGAAAUUGAAACAGGUGUGGUCUUCCAAAAUUGCAUUUCUUUUAAAAUGUGCAAUUGUUAUACUGUUUAUAUAAUUACUCAUGUAAGCUUUUUCUUUUUUUUUGCCUUUAGUGAAGUUACAAGGAUUAACUUGUUUUGUUGCAUUGAAACUAUUGUUUCUGCAGAGACACGCGUUGCAGUUAGGUGUACUGACAUUGAUAGUAGGCAAUAUAUGCCUGUUUUUUUAACUAUAUUAAUGUUACUUCUUUUUAUAUAGCUAAUUAAUCAGUUUUUUUAGACAGUUGUCCUUUUAAAGUUUGUUUUGCAUGAUCGUACCUAAUUUUUCUACAAAUGUCAAGGGCUUCCUUAAUUUCUUAAAAUAAUCUGUUACAAAAAUUCAUAAAUAUAUCUAGCCAAAGCAUUAAAGCCAAUGCUGCCCAAUGUACAAAACAGAAUCCUGUGACAUUAAAGUAUAUCUUUGCUACAUAAUUAUUAGAUGUACAGUGGCAAAGCGGUGUGGGAUAAGUUUCUAAAUUUAAAUCACUUCAACUUUUCCUCAUUUUCUGACAUAAAAACAACAAACCUCAAUGUAUUUUACUUGCAUGGAAUGUGAUAGACCCCAAUUGUUGGGUGAAAGAAUUUAAGGUUGGACUUUAACCAAGCUAUUUGAACAUUCAGGGUCCAAUUUAUUUAUUAUUAUUUUUUUUUUUACAAGGAUAACCUAGAUUAAGAUUUUUGAAACCCAACUAGGGAAGCUGGUCACUGCCGAAGAAAUCCCCCAUCAUGAUGCUGCCACCACUGCAUUGUAUCAUUUGUGUUCAGAGUGAUGUGCAAUAGUUGUUUUCCACGACAUACAGCAAUUUUUAAAAAUAGACCAAAGUUCAGGUUUUUGAACUCAUUUGACCAGAAUUCCCUCUUCUACCAAUUCCCCUACCUGGCUUCCUUAAAAACGUUAUCCUGUAGCCACUAUUUUUACAUAAAGAGUUUCCUCAGCUGUGCAGCUCCUCCAGAGUUACUGUGGACUUUGUAUCUGCUUUUGUACAUAUUGUUCUCCUUGUCUAGUUUUUACUUUAGAUGUUUUGGUACAGUACAUAGAUUAAAGUUACACACAUACUGACUUUUUUCAAAACACUGAUUUCUAACAACAGUUGUUUAUGCUGAAUUUUAUCAGGGUUAUUUGAUAAAGCCGACUUAAUGCUAAUGCAUAGAUUUUUUUUUUUUGUAAAAUCUUUCACUACAUAGCAAAGCCUUAUCCUUCCUACAUCAAAUGACAGUAAAAUAAAUUUGGGUUUGUGGUUUUCAACAUGUGAAAAUGUUUAAAAGGUAAGGAUCUUUUUGCAUGGUACAGUAAAUAU